This is a messenger RNA of Rattus norvegicus (Norway rat), 712 nucleotides long. Its product is annotated as similar to OTTMUSP00000000621. Lineage: Eukaryota; Metazoa; Chordata; Mammalia; Rodentia; Muridae. Gene Ontology annotation, biological process: sarcomere organization. The record is from RefSeq and is marked predicted. Gene Ontology annotation, molecular function: myosin light chain kinase activity; protein serine/threonine kinase activity; protein kinase activity.
GAAGAUACUUCCUCUGGUGGUAGACACUUGUCUUUCCAGAUGACCUCUGCCCACUGACAGUGAAGUCUCUUACCGGAGAGUUCUGUGGUCCGCUUGAAUUCUACAGAUUCCUAUUAUCUGCUGGAAAGAAUCCUCUACUUGCAAAGUGGUUCAGACUCCAGGAUGUCCUCCUACAGACGUCAAGAGAAGGGAGUGCUGAAAAGUCACGAUUGUGUCCUGAUUUACAAAUCUGAGACGGAGGGAGAUGAAAGCCCCACUCCUGACAGUAGUCUGAUCAGGCUCACCACCAGUAUGCUGAAGGUAAAGAGGCUGGAGGAAAUUAGCUCGUGCCACAGCAGCAACCCACUGGAGAAGGUGGCCUUUUUUCAGUGCAUGGAAGAAGUGGAGAAGGUGAAAUGCUUUCUGGAGGAAAAUUCAAGUAAUCUGGAUCUGCAGUCUGGAGACAAUGAGAGAACCGUCACGAGUCCCAAACUCAGGGGUCCAGCUACUGACAUGGUGUUGUAUUCUAAUGAGAUUUGUCGGGAAUAAAUGGAAGGCUGGCAAGUCAAGAGGCACAGCUCUUAAUCCGGUCAAUAAAGUAUCAAAUCUCUGCCUUCCCUCAUGUUCUGUGAAGCCUGUUCUAUCUGGUUCUCACAAGUCAAAUGAUAGAGUCCCACUGCACAGCAUUUACUUCACACUUUCGAUUGUAUAAAGGCACAUUCUCGUUAUUAAA